Molecule: messenger RNA, 4808 nt
Organism: Xenopus laevis (African clawed frog)
Lineage: Eukaryota; Metazoa; Chordata; Amphibia; Anura; Pipidae
Gene: rfx4.L
Product: regulatory factor X4 L homeolog
Exons: 18
Coding region: 241-2433 (730 amino acids)
Biological process (GO): regulation of transcription by RNA polymerase II; DNA-templated transcription; regulation of DNA-templated transcription
Cellular component (GO): nucleus
Molecular function (GO): DNA-binding transcription factor activity; DNA-binding transcription factor activity, RNA polymerase II-specific; DNA binding
Source: RefSeq, a predicted model, not a curated record
UAACUAGCAGCCAUUCAUCAGUCAGCUUGGCCUAUCAAUGACAUGUAUCUCAUCAGGGCUUCUAUAAAAUGAUGUUUUUUCCCAUGAAACAUCCGCAAACAUUGUGACUGGUCUGGCUCUGCCCUGCUGGAUUGCUGUGUCCAUUUUUUCCUCCUUGCUCCACUCACUGUAACACUGCUGAGAUUAGGGGGGUGUCCCAUCCCAAGGAUUGUGCUGUCCUAUACUGCAUAUGGGAAGAGCAUGCAUUGUGGCUUACUGGAACAGCCUGACAUGGAUUCUACAGAAAGUUGGAUCGAGCGGUGCCUCAGUGAAAGUGAAAAUAAGUGUUACUCUAGUCAUACGUCCCUCGGAAACAUUUCUAAUGAUGAAACAGAUGAAGAAAAGGAAAACCGAGCAUCGAAGCCUCAUUCUACUCCAGCAACUCUGCAAUGGCUUGGGGAAAACUAUGAGAUUGCAGAAGGAGUCUGUAUUCCAAGAAGCGCCCUUUAUAUGCACUACUUGGAUUUCUGUGAGAAGAAUGAUACACAGCCAGUGAACGCCGCCAGCUUUGGGAAGAUAAUUAGACAGCAGUUCCCGCAGUUGACCACAAGAAGACUUGGUACGAGAGGCCAGUCAAAGUACCAUUAUUAUGGGAUAGCGGUGAAGGAAAGCUCACAAUACUAUGAUGUCAUGUAUUCAAAGAAAGGAGCAGCUUGGGUCAACGAAACAGGGAAAAAAGAAGUCACCAAGCAGACAGUAGCAUAUUCACCCCGAUCCAAGCUCGGCACUUUACUGCCAGAGUUUCCAAAUGUCAAAGAUCUAAAUCUGCCAAGCAGCCUUCCAGAAGAAAAGAUUUCUACCUUUAUUAUGAUGUAUCGAACCCACUGUCAGAGGAUACUGGACACUGUCAUCCGAGCCAACUUUGAUGAGGUUCAGAGUUUCCUACUGCACUUUUGGCAAGGAAUGCCACCCCAUAUGCUUCCUGUGUUGGGUUCAUCCACAGUGGUAAAUAUUGUCGGGGUGUGUGACUCUAUCCUCUACAAAGCUAUCUCAGGAGUCUUGAUGCCAACUGUGUUGCAAGCUCUGCCUGACAGCCUGACCCAAGUCAUAAGGAAGUUUGCAAAACAACUGGAUGAAUGGCUAAAAGUUGCUCUCCACGACCUUCCCGAAAACCUGCGGAACAUCAAAUUCGAGCUGUCAAAAAGGUUUUCACAAAUACUUAGAAGACAAACAUCGCUGAACCAUCUAUGCCAGGCAUCCAGAACCGUAAUACACAGUGCCGAUAUUACGUUUCAGAUGCUGGAGGACUGGAGAAAUGUUGACCUGAACAGCAUCACCAAGCAAAGUCUCUAUACAAUAGAAGACUCCAGAGAAGAACACAGGAAACUUAUCAUUCAAUUAUAUCAAGAGUUUGAUCAUUUGCUAGAGGAUCAGUCUCCAAUUGAAUCUUACAUUGACUGGUUGGAUUCCAUGGUGGACCGGUGUGUGGUAAAAGUAGCCUCAAAAAAGCAAGGGUCACUAAAGAAAGUAGCCCAGCAAUUCCUUUUAAUCUGGUCAUGCUUCGGUACAAGAGUCAUUCGGGACAUGACGUUGCACAGCGCUCCAAGCUUUGGGUCGUUUCACCUAAUUCACUUAAUGUUUGAUGACUAUGUGCUGUACCUGCUGGAAUCAUUACACUGCCAAGAGAGAGCCAAUGAACUCAUGAGGGCAAUGAAAGGAGAGGCACAUGGGGAGAUUAGAGAAGAAAGAGUACUGGGUGAACCUGCAAUUUCUACACCUUCACCAGUUCCUUUCUCACCAGCUGCUUCUUCUUCCUCAGUUGAAAUUCCAUCAGCAACCUCACCUGUCAGCAACCAGUCCCCAGAAGUUGGAGUGGUGGCAGCCACAACAGGUACAAUGCAGUCAUACACAUGGUCUCUAACUUACACUGUCACUACAGCUGCUAAUGGACCUGGAGAAAAUGGUCAGCAAGUCCCCUGCAUGAGGAGUCCACACAUGACGCCAUCAGUCACGCACAGGAUACCUGUAUAUCCACACAGAGAAGAUGGGUACACAGGAAGUUACAACUAUGGGACGUACAGUAACCAAGGACACCACCCAAUUGCAUCUCAGUAUACAUCAUUACCGCAUGAGUCUGGCCUCUCUGGACCUCUUUACACUGCCUAUCACAGAAGCAGCUCACAGUACCCAUUUAACAGUCAAACACGAAUGGAGCCUUGCCUCAUGAGUGGCGCAACAAGACUCCAUCCCAGCCAGGUGGCACCCCGUUGGCCGGAUGUCACCUCAACCAACACCUGUUUCACCAGCCCCACCAUGCACUCUGCCAGAUAUGCAAACACAAGCGACAUGUACACAUCGCUGGCACCACGGAGAAACUCUGACUAUGAGCAUAUGCAGCAUUUCCCAGGCUUCGCCUACAUUAAUGGGGAGGCCAGUGCCGGGUGGGCAAAAUAAAGAUGGUGCCAAUGAAAUUUGCCAGCACUGCAGACUGCAUUUCUUGGACAAUGGAAAGAAGUUAAGGAUGGAAAAAAAAAGACUGGGAGUUUUGUACAGAGAACUGUGGCUAUGCCACUGUAGCAAAAGAGAUUUUAUUGCUUAUGUAGAGCACUAUAUGGGCCAAGCUGUGCCUUUUAUAUGUUGAUAAUUACUGUAUUCGGUACUGGUUUGGGACAGGACAUUCUAUUCCAUUCUAACAGUUGUUUCUGUAGUUUCUAAGGACGAUCAUUGGGUAAAAUGGUAAAAUGUAUUUAUUAUAAUGGAUUGAUAUGCUAUAUGUCCUAACACUAUAUAGGAUUCUAGCAGGUUGUCUUGAUCCCUUUUUGAGAGAGGGGACCCCCUUAAAGCUAUGCUGUCCUAGAUUUCCUAUGCUGUGGGCCAGUUAUCCACUCUUUCAUUUGUUUGGGGAAAUGAUGUAAUAAAAAGAGGUCUAUGAAGAUCUUGGGGGGGGGGCAUAAAACCCCUUAAAAACGUUAUUCAACUUAUAGGUAGAUGUAUGUUCCACAUAUCUUACAACUGAUAGUUAAUUAUGAAGACAUAAUUAUGUGCAUAGGACAGCUACUAAUGUCAGUGGUAGCUGUUAUCAUUAUUAUUAACCUUGGUUUAUGAAUUGUUCAUAGAAAAACAAUGAACAGCACCCUUGCUGGGUACAAACAGAUGGUGUAGUGCUGCAGCUACCUUUUUUAACAUAGUACUGCAGUACCUGGUUUUACCCUGGUCUGGUGUGCCUUUUCUUUAAUAAAACUACCUGCUGGGGGAACUAUGCUUUACAGUGUGACAUUUUUCUGUGUUCUCAGGUGCCCCUUGCACUGGCUUGGACUGCACCUAUGCCCAAGCCAUACGUGUAUGCAUCCAACCCAAGCUGCUACAAGGGGCAUUUAGUAGCAUAUAAAAAUGGCACCAGUGUGUUCUGUAGCAGAGUACCCUAGACCUGCAUAUGGAAAAUUUAAAAAAACAGCAGCGUGUUCCCAAGAUCAUCUGGACCUUCAUUGUGUCUGACAGGAGAUAGAUGGAUUACAGUGAUGGUUCACCUUUAAGUUAACUUUUAUUAUGUUAUAGAAUGGCUAAUUCUAAGCAACUUUUCAACUGGCCUUCAUUUUUCUUUUUUAUUGUUUUUUUUUCCCAAUUAUAUGCCUUCUUCUUCUGACUCCCAGCUUUCAAAUGGAGGUCACUUACCCCCAAGGAUGCAAAUUUAUUGUUAUUGCUACUUUUUAUUACUAAGCUUUCCAAUUUGUAUUCAUAUUUCAUUAUAUUAUUCAAAUAAAUUCAUGGUUGCUAGGGUAUUUCGGACCCUAGAAAUCAGAUUGCUCAAAUUGAAAUAAAAUCCAAAUAAUAAAACUCACUCUCUACAUCAUACUACUAGUUAAUUUAAACAAACCCUUUAAGAAAGGGUCACUUUUUAACCUCUGUGUGGGUAACUGAUUUUAUCCAAUCUUUUUCAGAUUUCCCACAAUUUAGUAAUGUUUCUCUAAUUAUCUCAUAUUACAGCUUUUCCAUCAUUUUGUACAAGGGAUAGGCUGGUGAGGAACUAUAAAGGUCAAGUAAACUGAAACAGAUUGCCUACAGACAUGCGUUACAGAUAUUUAUGCCUGAAUAUAGUAUGUGUUUUUAAAAUUUGACAAUAAGGGAAAAAAAUGAAUGCAAACGGCACGAGUGCUGUAUAUCAGUUGAAAGGGGAGUGGCAAAUGCAUGCCGGCAUACGCAUAACAUAUAUUCAUCUUUAGAAGACUUCACUUGUGUGUUUGUGGGAAAAAAUGUGCUGUAGUUGUGGUAAAAAAUUGCAGGGCCAGAGAUAGAGGUGUGGGAACGAGGAGGGAUGGGGAGAAAAUAGGUAUAGUAUUCACUCAAUAUUUCUAACAAAACAAUGGACCUCAUUUACUUACAGGAUGCUAUGUGUACCUUGUGCACAUAGCAUUUUGCCUGCUAUUAGCAAAUGAGGCCCAGAUUUUUCUAUUAAACUUUUAUCAUCAGUUAAGGAACACCCCAAGGGAACACCUGUGAUACAAGGGACCCAAAUGCCCUCUCUGACUUGCCCUAUAACUGUCCCUGCUAAUUUUUCAUUUGUCCUGUAUGUGUAGCCCUGUGAAUUUUUGGUAGAGCCCAUUAACAUGAAUGUACUCUGUGUAUUGUGCUACACACAAAUACAGCUGACUUAUUACCCUAUGGGUAAGAUAUUAAUAAAUGGAUUUUAACUUCAUCUAAGUAUUUCUCCUUGUAAAUAUUUCCUUGCCUAGUAUCCAUUAUGAUAAAUGUGUAAAAUAAAUUGCAAGAUUCAUAUUACUUGUACAGUUGUGAAACUCAAUAAAAUAAGAAAAAAAAUCUGUGUAAACUUC